Messenger RNA from Paramormyrops kingsleyae, 2583 nucleotides. It is a transcript of the gene abhd11, whose product is annotated as abhydrolase domain containing 11. Gene Ontology annotation, molecular function: carboxylic ester hydrolase activity. Gene Ontology annotation, biological process: lipid metabolic process. The record is from RefSeq and is a predicted model, not a curated record. Gene Ontology annotation, cellular component: mitochondrion. NCBI's taxonomy places the organism in Eukaryota, Metazoa, Chordata, Actinopteri, Osteoglossiformes, Mormyridae.
GCCCUGCCCUCCCAGCGCGUUCGGUGCAGCUGUAUUUUGCGUCCCUGCCUGAAUUAUCAGAAAAGCGUACAGUGGACAUUUUCGGGGUACACGUGUGAUAUUUGGAGAGCCAGCUGCACAGCCGUGACACCCUGCGCGACCAUGAGCCUUUUCUGCCGCCUCCUCCGUGGAGCGUUUGUUUACGAACGGCGUACUGGAACUCGGUCUUUUUGUUGCGGGUCUCCUCUACUGGACCAGGGGCGUCGUGACAGCGCCGGUCCGGCCAGCCCAGUAAAUCUGACAUAUGACGUUUUUGAUGGGAAAGGAACUGACCCUCCACUCGUGUUCCUGCAUGGACUGUUUGGAAGUAAAUCCAAUUUCCACUCCAUAGCGAAGUCCCUGGUUCAACGGACAGGGAGGAAGGUGCUGACCAUAGAUGCUCGAAACCAUGGAAACAGCACACACAGCCCCAUGCUGACCUAUGAGGCAAUGACCAAUGAUCUCCAGCAUCUUCUUGGCCAGCUGCACAUAACAAAGUGUGUUCUGAUUGGACACAGCAUGGGAGGCAAGGUGGCCAUGACAACAGCCCUAACACAAUCAGAUCUGGUGGAGCGGCUGGUGGUGGUGGACAUCAGCCCCGCUCGGACCGUUACUCGGACCAACUUCCACAACUACAUCCAGGCCAUGAAGGGUGUGAAGAUCUCCAGUGACCUCCCACGCUCUACUGCACGUCGACUGGCUGAGGACCAGCUCCGUGAACUUGUCAAGGAACGGUCAGUCAGGCAGUUCCUGCUGACCAACUUGGUGGAGCAGAACGGCCACUAUGCAUGGAGGGUCAACCUGGAGGCCAUUUCCAACCACAUGGAAAACAUCCUGAGCUUCCCAGAGUUCAACACCACAUACCACGGGCCAACUCUCUUCCUUGGUGGGACCAACUCUGCCUAUAUCAGCUCUGAGGAUUAUCCAGAAAUCCAGCGUCUGUUUCCUGCAGCUGAGAUCCAGUAUAUCCCAGACGCCAGCCACUGGAUCCAUGCCGACAAACCCUUGGAUUUCAUCAGCUCGCUCAUCACCUUCCUCCAGUCUUAGCCCUGCUACAUACUGGCAGUCGAGUGGCAAGUCCAAGAGCUCACUUUGUGCAGACUUAGCUUCAACCUUGUUGGCAGUUGGUAGAUGGGGCCGAACAGCUCCCACGUGUUCCUUCUUUAGGCCUAGCCCCGCCCCCCUGCUGGCAGUUGGAAGGCGGAAAUCAACCCGUUGACUGUACGAGUGCUCGUGUAAACGACUACCAUAUUUAUGUUCAUGGAUAUUUAUAUAGAUACAUAUAGACAUAUCCUGCAAAAUUGUAAUUGUAGUUAAAUAGUUCUUUCUGUGUCAUUUUAAUGAUUUUGUAUAGAAACAUAUUUACAUGUUUAUUGGAAGAGUAAUAGGGCAUAUUGCCACUCACCUUGUCUCUACAUUCCACACACUAGAUGGCGCAACAAUACAGACCUAUUACCUAUGCAGUUGGGGUGAGGGUCUUCUGGUCCUCUCAUCUAUUGACUUGAAUGACAUUUUACAUUUCAAGAUUCAUUCUUUGAUUAGUGUGAAAACUCUAACCUCAAGGCCAGAGUUCCUGCAGCUUUUAUGAUGAAAUACAGAUCAAUAAUUAACUGACGUGUUCCUCUUAACUUUAGUAGUAGGUGAUGUAAUCAGAUCGAUUUCUUUUAAACGUUUAUUAGUGUUGUUCUACCUGCACUGUCAUAGUCGUGGUUUUAUCUUUCUAGUGUGCUGUGAGUGGCUGUCAAGACUGCCCUCUCCACUCUGUCCACUUGGGUGUCACGUGCAGAUGUGUAAACGUGGCUUGUUCGCAUUUAACUUCUCUUUUAGGUGACAACACAUCUACACGUGUGAACCGUGUUUUGCUUGUCAAGGUGUACGUGUCCCAGUUCUCCUUCAAUGCACUGCUCUUGGUUUCGUGUCAUUUAUUACUAAGCUCCAUGCAACUUGCUCUAUGUCAUGUAUUCGUGAAAGUAAGCAAUUGCAGCAGAGCUGCUUUUAUAUCGUGCGAGAGGUUGGAAUGUUGUAUGUGUUCGGUUUAUUUGAGGAGAAAUGCACAUUGAGGGUUGAGUCCUUCACUGGGUUGGCUUGGGGUCUCCAGCUACCAGGAGCAAAGCAGAGACUAGAACAAGCGUCAUUAUUAUGUCUUUGUGGAAUAUGGUGACAGUGGACAAUCAGGUAGAGUGAGCAGAAGGUGCAGUGUGGUGAUGUAUCUGUAUGGAGUUUUAUUUAAUUGACCUUAAUGGUUUAGAUUAGGGGUAGGCAGGCCAGUGUGUAUGCAGGCUUUGGGCAUAACUUUUAGGUCCCCUGCUCAAAUCCGGGUGUGAGAACUCUUCAGCCAAUCAGUCCUUUAAUUAAUAGUGUAAUUAGAGAGUUGCAGUGAAAACCCGCAUACGCGGAUUGCCCAUCCCUUGUUUAGAUUGCAGCAAACACUGCAGAUAUACUCCACAUUCUUAGGAAGCAUGCAUUGUCAAGUAAAAAUAAAUACGUUGUUUUGUAUGAAUGAUGAAGUCCUCAGUGUACUGUCAUAAAAGGCAAAAUGGUAUUUAAAUAAAGAUUCAUAUUCUA